This is a messenger RNA of Theobroma umbraticum, 5179 nucleotides long. It is a transcript of the gene SAC3B, whose product is annotated as SAC3/GANP/Nin1/mts3/eIF-3 p25 family. NCBI's taxonomy places the organism in Eukaryota, Viridiplantae, Streptophyta, Magnoliopsida, Malvales, Malvaceae. Gene Ontology annotation, biological process: mRNA export from nucleus. The record is from RefSeq and is a predicted model, not a curated record. Gene Ontology annotation, cellular component: cytoplasm; transcription export complex 2; nucleus.
AAGCUCAAAUUCUUGGUUCUUCACUGUUUAUCUUUCUCUUGUCUCUCCUGAUUCAAAAAGCCUGGAGUAUAAAACCAUGAUCACUGAGCUCUGAGCUCCAACAUUAACAACCAAGAUCCCAACGAAGCAAUUACAGUCUUAUACCCAUGGUUUGAAUGAAUUGGAUAUGCCUUAAAGAGUAGAAAAGCAAGAACAAACAAGAAGGGAACAAGAAAUACCGGGAAGGAAAGAGGGAGGAGAAAGAAUGUCAGGGUUUGGGAAGCAUUCAGGUCCGACAACUGCGCCGAAAUCUGCAAACCCAUUUCAGAUUCAACGUCCUCCUCCUCCUCCAUCCACUGCCCCAAUAAGACCCUCCAGGGGAAUUGAAGCUGUAGAUAGAGUGCGGCCACCCCCGGCAGCUUUUGAGAACUUCAGUCCUGCUGUGAGACCUCAUCAGUAUGGUGGAGUCCAAAGGCCCAUUGAAUCCCCUCCUAGAUGGGCUGGUGGGCAGGGUUUGUUAAAGGAUGAUGCUGCCCAAACUCAUCUCAGGCCACCUGCAGUAGCAUCGUUUAUCGCUUCACGUAUUUCUGAAACUAGUGUUACAUCUAAGAUUGCCCGAUUUCAAGAGUCAAAGAGGGCUAGAUCACCUCCAUCAUUAUCUGUAGAUGACACUGUACCAAGCAACUCCAGUCAAGCAAUCCUUCAGAGGCCUUCUUUUUCUCCCCCUAUGCAGCACAAUCCUGCCAAGUUGCCAGCCAUGUCAAACUUGCCAGCUCAUCAGGACCAGUCUGUGGUCUCAUCUCAUGUAGGUCCCACUGGUUAUAGAAAAAGCUUUGUGAAUGAAGUGCCUGAUAUGCAAGCCCCAAAACAAGCCAGGUUACCACAUACACAACCUGCAGAAGAAGUUACCCAGGAGAAUUUACUAUUUGUUCGCAAUGGCUCUAAAAGGCUUUCUGGAUCUCCUCCACGGUUAGGUACCAAGUCAAAUGAUGUCCCAAUUCGUCCGAGAUCCUUGCCUUCUUCACAUGGUAUUGUUUCUACUGCAGUGAGAAACACUGGGCUUCCAGUUUCUAAGACAAGGUCUCCUCCUUUAAUUUACCGUGAUGAAUUUCUUGAGGAAAACUCCAGUCCCAUUGAAGAUGGUACUGAACGGGAAUUGCAAGCCAAAGCAAAGCGAUUAGCUCGUUUCAAAACUGAAUUGAGUGAAACUGUUCGUAUGAGUCCUCCUGAUAUUGUAGAUCAAAGAUUGUCUGCAAAUAGAUUUCUUCAAAAUGUAGAAGAAAGGAAGAAACUUGUUGGGGAACAUUCUACAGAUUCAGCUGGGGAUUUCUUGAAUGACACUGCUUUAUCUGAUUUUGAGGGCAUGGAAACAUCCAGAAUUAUCAUUGGGUUAUGUCCAGAUAUGUGUCCGGAGUCGGAAAGGGCAGAACGAGAAAGAAAAGGUGAUCUUGACCAGUACGAACACUUGGAUGGUGAUAGAAAUCAAACAAGUGAAUUCCUCGCUGUUAAGAAGUACACUAGGACAGCUGAGAGGGAAGCAAGUUUGAUACGGCCAAUGCCAGUCCUUCAGAAGACAAUAGAUUAUCUACUCAAUUUGCUAGAUCAGCCAUAUGAUGACAGGUUUCUUGGAAUAUAUAACUUUCUAUGGGAUAGGAUGAGAGCAAUUCGAAUGGACCUGAGGAUGCAGCACAUCUUUGACCAAGGGGCUAUUACUAUGCUAGAGCAAAUGAUAAGGCUUCACAUAAUUGCCAUGCAUGAAUUAUGUGAAUAUACCAAAGGGGAGGGCUUCUCUGAGGGUUUUGAUGCACACCUAAAUAUUGAACAGAUGAACAAAACAUCAGUUGAGUUAUUCCAAAUGUAUGAUGAUCACAGGAAGAAAGGAAUUAAUGUUCCAACAGAAAAGGAGUUUAGAGGUUAUUAUGCGCUUCUCAAACUUGACAAGCAUCCUGGGUAUAAAGUUGAACCAGCUGAGCUCUCACUGGACCUUGCUAAGAUGACUCCAGAGAUAAGGCAAACACCGGAAGUGCUAUUUGCUCGUAAUGUAGCUAGGGCUUGCAGAACGGGUAAUUUUGUUGCCUUCUUUAGGCUUGCAAGGAGGGCAAGUUACCUUCAAGCAUGCUUGAUGCAUGCUCAUUUUGCAAAGUUACGAACUCAGGCCCUCGCUUCUCUACACUCUAGUCUCCAGAGCAACCAAGGGCUCCCUGUUACCCAUGUUGCCAGGUGGCUUGGUAUUGAGGAAGAGGACAUUGAAAGCCUUCUAGACUACUAUGGCUUUUCGAUAAAAGAAUUUGAAGAGCCAUAUAUGGUGAAGGAAGGUCCAUUUCUUAACGUUGAAAGUGACUAUCCUACAAAGUGUUCAAGACUGGUUCAUCUAAAAAGAUCAAGAACAAUAGCAGAGGAUGUUGCAGUUUCUCGUGAACUGACAUCCUUGCCCAUAGGAGCAACCAAGGAGAGUCAACUGGGUAAAAUAUAUAAGCAAAGGUUAAAUGCCUUCUCUUCCCCUAGAAGGGCGAGUUCAGUUAUAGUAGUUGAUGAAGAAAUGCCUGAUUCUAAAGUUCUUUCUUCUCCAAAGGAUGGUGUGCAACUGCAUUCAGUGACUGCGACAUCUAUAGGUGUUCAACAGCUCCAAGGUCAUCUCAAGACUGGUGCCUCCUUCAAACCAUUGGAUUUCUCUUUGUCUCGUAGUUCCCCUAGAUCACUGCGAGCCAAAGUUGCAGUUAUGGAGAAAGCAAACAAUGAUGCUCUUGUCACCAUAUUGCCAGAGAGGGCAAUCACUUCUGGCAGAGAACAAAUGCCAUCACAAAUUAUGUCCAAAGCAUCUCUGCCAGAGAGAUCCACUAGUGGUAUAUUUGAUCAUGCUGUGGAAAACUCCAUACCUCAAAGUAUGGCUAUUGAUAAAGUAAAAUCUGUGCCAGCAAGAUCACCUAGUGGCAAAUAUGAUUAUAUUACAAAGGACUCAGUAUCUCAAACUAUUGCUACUAAUGACUUAAAAUCUCUGUCAGAGACACCAAGUGACAAAUAUGAUUAUGCUUUGGAAAAUUCGGUACCUCAAGGAAUGGCUGUUGAUGAUUUAGGAGAUGAACCACCAGAUAGUCAUCUAGAAAUUGAGAGUCAGGAAACAGUAGAAAACAAUCAAGAUAAGGAAGUUGCUGAAGCGAAACUCAAGUUGAUCCUAAGGUUGUGGAGACGACGUGCUUCAAAACUAAGGGAAUUACAUGAACAGAGGCAGCUGGCCGGUGAAGCUGCACUAAGGUCCUUACCAUUGGGUAUUCCAGUUUGGCAGAACAAAAAUCAAUGGAGCACAUUUGGUGAGCUUGAUUUUGAUCAUGUCAUGAGGGAGAGAUAUGAAAAACAGGAAAGAUCAUGGUCAAGGCUGAAUGUUUCAGAUGUAGUGUCAGGUAUAUUGGCUAACAGAAACCCAGAUGCUAAAUGCCUAUGCUGGAAAAUUAUUUUAUGUUCUCCAGAGAGCAAACAAGGAGACCAACUGACACAGAAGAGCCAGGUUGCCCAUUGGGCAGCAGGCUCGUGGUUGUUCUCUAAGAUCAUGCCUUCUGCAGGAGAUAAUAAUGAUGAUGAUUUAGCAGUCUCAUCUUCUGGCUUGUCAAUAUGGAAGAAAUGGGUUCCUAGCCUAUCUGGUACUGAUCUAACAUGCUGCCUGUCUGUUGUUAAGGAUGCAAAUUGUGGUGAUCUGAAUGAGACAGUAUCUGGAGCAAGUGCGGUUUUGUUCCUUGUAUCUGAUAGCAUUCCAUGGAAGCUCCAAAAGAUCCACCUUCAUAACCUUCUGACAUCAAUUCCUCCUGGCUCGUACUUACCUCUUCUGGUCUUGAGUGGCUCAUACAAUGUAGAAGGUUCAGAUCCUUCCUCAGUUAUAGUUACCGAAUUGGAGCUGCAUGACAUUGAUAAAUCACGAGUAAGCAGCUUUUUGGUUGUUUUCCUUGUUGGUAAGCAACAUCUGGAACACUCAAAUUGGUUUUUCAGUGAUGAACAGUUAAGGAAGGGACUGAAAUGGCUGGCCAAUGAAUCACCUGUACAACCUGUUCUUAGUAGUGUGAAGACACGUGAACUUGUAAUGUCUCACUUGAGUCCUUUGUUGGAGGUGUUGGAUAGGACAAGUGAUUAUGAAGUAGGUCCAAAUCACUGCAUCUCAGUCUUCAAUGAAGCAUUGGAUUGGUCAUUGGGAGAAAUUGCUGCUGCUGUUAAAGCAAAUCCUACCAACUGGCCUUGUUCUGAAACCAUGCUGCUGGAAGAUUCAAGUGAUGAGCUUUUAGCAGUGAAGAUGUUCUUGCCAAGUGUGGGAUGGAGCUCAACGGCAAAAACUGCACCACUUGAAUGUGCAUUGAGAGAUUGUAGACUGCCCAGUUUUCCUGAUGAUAUCUCAUGGUUGCGAAGCGGUUCCAAGAUGUGGACAGAUAUUGAUAACCACAGAUUACUACUUGAAAAUUGCUUCAAAGGAUACCUAACACAAUCAAGCAAGAUGAUGGGAAUUUCACUAGCUACAAAAGAGACGUCUGUAAUGCUACAAAGAAACACAAAGCUUGAACUGCAUGGCUUGAACUACUAUCUAGUGCCAAACUGGGUCACCAUUUUCCGUAGGAUUUUCAAUUGGCGGUUAAUGAGUUUAUCAACUGGGGCCUGCUCUCUAGCUUAUGUUUUGCAGUGUCAUAAUGUUGCUGCGAAGUUGGGAGAUUUACCUAAGUUACAGGAUGAAGGUGACACUUCACCUUAUUUUUUGAGUUAUCCAUCUCUAGACGAAGUAAUCGAAGAAGUUGGCUGCAGCCCCCUGAAGUCUCCGAGGGUUGGCUUGGAUCCACAAGCUUCUCAACGAGAGAAAGUCUUCGACAUUGAAGUUCAGGAGGCUGCUAUGACAAGUACCUCCUCCACAAAGGAUAAAGGAGAUUCUUCACAGAAGCAUGGAUUGGCUAUUGCAGAUGAUGUUGCUUGUACGAUCAGAGAAUCAAAUAGCAGUUACAGUGAAAUAGUGAUGGCUAGAACAGAAACGGAUAGAUUAAGCCUGUUGCUGGAGAAAUGUAACAUAGUACAGAAUAGUAUAGGUGAGAAGCUAUCAAUUUACUUCUGAUAUACGAGUUUUUCUGAUGGAAGAACUUUGCUGACUUCCACAUUAUCUUUCCUUAAGAAGAGGUGGUUUUGUAUUCAUAAUGUUGUUCCAGUUUUUCUUCUUUAUGAUGAGCAAAUAACAGGC